Molecule: messenger RNA, 678 nt
Organism: Oppia nitens
Lineage: Eukaryota; Metazoa; Arthropoda; Arachnida; Sarcoptiformes; Oppiidae
Exons: 4
Coding region: 132-590 (152 amino acids)
Biological process (GO): base-excision repair; mismatch repair; double-strand break repair via homologous recombination
Cellular component (GO): nucleus; DNA replication factor A complex; site of double-strand break
Molecular function (GO): single-stranded DNA binding; damaged DNA binding
Source: RefSeq, a predicted model, not a curated record
AUAGAGUUUGUCGUAAUUAAUGUUUGUAUUGAAUGUUUGGCGCAUUUAUUGCAAACAAAACGUUUGAAUUGUUUGUCUUUAUUUUGUAAUUUGUAUCUUCAAAAGUAUCACUCAAACAGAUCCCAAUAAUUAUGGACAAUUAUGAGACUUCGUGUAAGACUCGUAUAACUGGAUCUUUAAUGCAGAAUUACAUCCAAAAAUCGGCUACUAUUGUGGGGGAUGUCAUCAAAGUUGAAAAUGAUGGCAAAAGAGCCACAAUCAAGACAACAGAUGAUGCCUUCAUUCAGAUACUUAUGACACAACCUUUGUCGUCGCCAUUGAAUCUCAAUUGUUUGACUGAAGCGUAUGGUAUUGUUUUGAGUCGCAAUCAGUUCCAGUGUCACGACUACAUGCAAUUCACACCAGAAAUGACAGCAAAAUUUGAUCGAAAUACUUAUAACGAGUUUAUCACUCAAUACAUCCGGACUUGUGAUGAACACAUCAAUUGUAUGGUUGAAACAAAUGAUGACAAUUCAGUUAUUCGUCCGAUUGAUAACUUCUCGAUGACCACAAACUAUGCCAACGAAACAAUCAAUGAAAUGAAUUAUUAAAUCAGUUAUUUUUUCUUCAUUUGUAAAAUAGGUUUCAAUUAAUAAACAAUUUAUAAUUUAUUUUAAUAAGAAAUUUGUUUCUUAUAAU